Molecule: messenger RNA, 3569 nt
Organism: Enhydra lutris kenyoni (northern sea otter)
Lineage: Eukaryota; Metazoa; Chordata; Mammalia; Carnivora; Mustelidae
Product: zinc finger HIT-type containing 2
Exons: 1
Coding region: 2327-3520 (397 amino acids)
Source: RefSeq, a predicted model, not a curated record
ACACACCCCCCCGCCCCGGCUCCAUCCCAAGCAUGGGGUUCUACACAGAGCUCCAUCUCAAGAUCUGAGCUGAAACCAAGUCAAGACAUUUAACUGAAUAACCCAUCCAGGCACCCUGUUCUUGUUCUUCAAACAGAGGAGAUAAGAAUCCUUGUUGUGGGAGGAUUAUGGAGGCAUCAGCAGAGAAAUUUGGGUAGAAGAUACAUCAGGGAAGGACGGUCUGACUUUUCCUGAACUUGGAACCAGCUAUGGCCUUAGUGGAGUCCAGGGCACAGGUCCAGUAUGUCCCUACUUGAGAAAAUAUGGGCCACCCCUAUUGGGGGGAAGUCAGCGGUGCAGGCCCUGAAAGAGAAUUCACCCAAGGCAGAACAAAGGAGAUGAAAUUUAUUGAAUACACAGCAAAAGAGCAGCGGGCAGGACAGCAAAGGAGAGACUGCCAGGAGGCAGUGGUCGGGGGGCUGAGGUUAAGGGGGAGGGGGAAGAGUUAAGGGACCUUGUGGAACUUUACUUUUUUUAGUACCUGUGCAUGGUUGUAAGCAGCCUGUUGCUCAGCUAGGACCUACAGCUAUUUCGAGGUGGACCUGUUUGCAGUCAGCCCCGUGGCGGCUGUAGGCCCUUUUAUUUUACCUUACUGGGACUUCAUUGCCCAUGCCUGUUCUCUGAAAGUGGCUGUCACAGAAAGCCUUGCCUGAUGACCUUGGCAUGAUGGUGACCUUGUUUGUAGCUCCACCUGUCUGGCUAACUUCAUUAAUGAAAUCACAGCUCAGGUUGGUGGGUUGGUUGGUAGUGUUCCUGGGAGUGGAUUCUCUGGGCUUGAUUCAGAGUUCCCCUAGCAACACGGGUACCUACCCAUUUUGUGAAGGUUUUCGAACCUGCUGGUUCUCGAAAUACAGUAUAACAUGAGGUGAAGACCUUGUAUCUAGACUUGGACUGCCUUAAGUUUGAAUCCUUGCUUCAUUUAUUUUCUGACUCGCCAAACUUAAAAUGACUUAAUUUCUGCUCUCAUGUCUUGAGAGUUGUGAAGAAUAUAAAGGAUGUGAAGGUCUUAGAUCACCUGCCACAUAGGAAGUGUGCAAGGCUACAGGCUCUUUUUAUCUCUAGUAAUCUUUAGGAAAAGUCAGUCACCUCCCUUCUAGACAUUUGAUUCUUGUGGGUUAAGUGAAGAAGAUAGUUAAGUGGUAGAGUCUCAAAGAAAGUAAGGAGGGUGUUGCAAAGAAAGAGGGAAGGUUGGGGAUGGACUGUGUGCAAAGGUGUGUGGUUUUGUCAGACCUGAACAGGAGUUCGGUUUUGAGUCCAAGUGCAACGGAGGGUCACCAAGGACAGGGAAGGGUUUAAGUAAGGGCCUGAUGUGAUCUGACUUGUGAUCCAGUGCUUUGUCUGGCUGGUUUCUCUGAACGGCUGGCAAGAAAGGGAACCAGAUAAGGAACUAGAAACUGAAACUGCCAGUAGUAAUGGAAUGUGGAAAACAAGCGGACUUGAAGGUCUUCAAAUCCAUCCAGAUCUUGAUAGAUGAUCCAUAAGGAGAUAAAUACAAGGGAUUGUGAAGGCAGAACUUACUGGGGGUGGGACUAAAGAAACAGCUCUCUUUUCAUGGGUGCGAUGGUCCAAGUCCUGGGGGCCCUAGCAUGGUUUGUGUGGGUUACCCCCCACUCUACAAACUAAGCUUCUUCAGGACAGGGACCCCAUCUCUUUGCUGCUCAGUGUGUUUCUGGCACCCAGUAUGGAUUCUGCACUUUAAAAUUGGACGAACGAUAGAUUUGGAGGGGAAAUCAAACAGGAGUUCAGAUACCUGUUAAAAAAAGUUUCUUCUCAAGAGGGGAAAUGCCUCCAACACACACAUACAGAGUCUAGACCAAGGAGUCCAUCUUCACCCUUUUUCUGCACCCCCCUUUGUGUCUGUGUCCCCUAGUAGAAUAGCUGCCCUUCCAGUGGAGGGAGGCAUCGCAUCCCCCAUAGGCCUGGGGCACUUAGGGGCCUUUGAGGGGAUGCUUCGAGAAGAUCCAUUUCCGCCAGGUAAAGCACCGUGCUUCAAGGGAACCACUAGGGGGCGAGCUGGUACCAGCGAAGCGAGGGCCUCGGGCACCGGCCCUCGCUCCCUCACCGCGCAGGGCGAGGCCGGUGCGUCCCGACCCACUCCUGCGCCUCCUCAAGAGCUAUUUGACAGUGGGGGCGGGGCUUGGCUUCCGAGGGUAGGCGGAAGUUGCCGAAAGGGCUCGGGGGCUUUACGCUCCGUCGGCCUCGCAAGGAGGCGGAAGUAACCGAUUAGCACCGGAAGUUGUCCGGGGCUGCCUGCGCUUGUUCGCAAGUGCGCGGGGCGCCAGUUGCCAUGGAGCCGGCCGGGCCUUGCGGUUUCUGCCCGGCCGGGGAGGCCCAGCCCGCGCGCUACACCUGCCCGCGCUGUAACGUGCCCUACUGCUCGCUGCGCUGCUACCGGGCGCACGGCACCUGCGCCGAAGACUUCUACCGGGACCAGGUGCUGGGAGAGCUCCGCGGCCGCAGCGCCUCACCCAGCCGCCUGGCCGGCGCCCUACGGCGGCUGCGGCAGCAACGCGAGACCGAGGAUGACCCCGAGGACGCGGGCCUCAAGCCUGGCCCGGCGCCAGGUGGCCUCACCAGGCUCUGGGAGCUGCUGGCGCCGGCCGAGAAGGCGGCCUUCGAGCGGCUGCUGAGCCGUGGCGAGGCCGGGCGGCUGCUGCCCCCGUGGCGGCCGUGGUGGUGGGGCCGCGGGGCCGGGCCGCGGCUUCUGGAGGAGGUGGAUGAUGCCGCGGGCCGUGACCCUACGGAGCUGGAGCCCACCCCCGCGAGGACCCCACCGGAACCCGCGAAGGAAGCCGCCGCCGAGCCGUUUCUCGAAGACGCUCCCGAGGCCCGCUCGCCCACCGUGCCCUCCCGGAUCCCCACGCUGGCCAGCCUGAGCCGCAGCCCGCCCUCGCCGCUCGUGCGCUUCCAGCUGCCCAACGUGCUGUUUGCCUACGCGCACACUCUUGCCUUGUAUCACGGCGGCGACGAUGCGCUGCUCUCCGACUUCUGUGCCACGCUGCUUGGCGUGUCGGGAGCACUGGGUGUGCAGCAGGUCUUUGCCUCUGCCGAGGAAGCCCUGCAGGCCGCAGCCCAGGUGCUCGAAGCAGGCGAGCAUCCUCCCGGGCCCCUGGGCACACGGGGCGCCAUGCGCGAAGCUGCCCGCAUCCUGAUGGGCGAAGGCCCGGCAGACCAGAAGGGCUACACGCUGGCAGCACUGGGGCACCUGGCACAGACCCUGGGCCGGGCCCGGAAGCAAGCCGUGACCACAGAGGAGCGAGAUCGCCUCUACCGGGCGCGGAAGAAGUGCCAAUUCCUAUUGGCUUGGACCAAUGAAAAUGAGACGGCCCUCACGUCGCUGGCUCUGGACUGUGCCAGGGCCCAUCGAGCCCAUGCUGUGGCAGCGGAGGAGGUGGCAGCCCUCACCGGGGAGUUGGAGCGGCUUUGGGGAGGCCCCUUGCCACCUGCGCCAAGAAUUCUCAUCAAGGAACUCCCGGGCUGAUCUGGGAUCUCCCUGUCUUUAAUAAAGCUGUGACUGGUCUGCCCUGUCA